Messenger RNA from Pyrenophora tritici-repentis Pt-1C-BFP, 767 nucleotides. Its product is annotated as Tymo-45kd-70kd multi-domain protein. Lineage: Eukaryota; Fungi; Ascomycota; Dothideomycetes; Pleosporales; Pleosporaceae. The record is from RefSeq and is a predicted model, not a curated record.
AUGAGGUUUUCCAACGUCAUCACCGUGGCCUUCAUGGCCACUUCGGCCGUCUCAUUCCCGCUCAGCCCAGCUGGCUUGGCUCUCGCUCCUCGUGAAGGCCUUGACAGCCUCAUGCGCCGCAAUGCGGAGCCUCAGAAGCUCAAGGUUGAUAAGCGCGAACCUCAGAAGCUCAAGGUCGACAAACGGGAGCCUCAGAAGCUUAAAGUCGACAAGCGCGACCCAGAGCCUCAGAAAUUGAAGGUUGAUAAGCGUGAGCCUCAGAAACUGAAGGUCGACAAGCGUGAGCCCCAGAAGCUGAAGGUUGACAAGCGUGACCCAGAGCCUCAGAAGCUCAAAGUCGAUAAGCGCGAGCCCCAGAAGUUGAAGGUUGACAAGCGCGAGCCCCAAAAGCUCAAGGUCGAUAAGCGGGAGCCCGAGGCUGAGCCACAGAAGCUCAAGGUCGACAAGCGCGAGCCUGAACCCCAGAAGUUGAAGGUCGACAAGCGGGAGCCCGAGGCUGAGCCGCAAAAGCUCAAGGUCGACAAACGUGAGCCUGAGGCUGAGCCCCAGAAGUUGAAGUUCGACAAGCGCGAGCCCCAGAAGCUCAAGGUUGACAAGCGCGAGCCUCAAAAGCUCAAGGUUGACAAGCGUGAGCCUCAGAAGCUCAAGGUCGACUAAAUACCUUACCAUUCAGGAGGUACUCUGUAUCCCACUAGAACCACGACCUGUCAAGUGGGGGCUAUUGCAACGAGUUACGAAUCAAGGGACUAUGGAUUAAGGGACUACAG